AAGCCGCACCGACUCUCUUAAAAUUGGAAGACAAUGUUAAACAGUACAAAACAGAUCUUGUACGCUUUAAGAGAGAAAAACAAGAAAAGGUAGCAGCUGACUAUAAGGAACACACGGUAUACAGAUGGUUGAGUGGACAUAGUGAACGUCCGAGAUUUGCAAGAAAACGCAGAUUCAUACGCAAACCAAGGCAAUUCACUAUUGAUAAAACCUCGG
This is a messenger RNA of Pelobates cultripes (western spadefoot toad), 216 nucleotides long. The record is from the annotation of a GenBank genome assembly. NCBI's taxonomy places the organism in Eukaryota, Metazoa, Chordata, Amphibia, Anura, Pelobatidae.